This is a messenger RNA of Mollisia scopiformis, 1530 nucleotides long. RefSeq lists its product as uncharacterized. Gene Ontology annotation, biological process: lactate catabolic process. The coding region runs from base 1 to 1530 and encodes 509 amino acids. Gene Ontology annotation, molecular function: D-lactate dehydrogenase (NAD+) activity; D-lactate dehydrogenase (cytochrome) activity; FAD binding. The record is from RefSeq and is a predicted model, not a curated record. NCBI's taxonomy places the organism in Eukaryota, Fungi, Ascomycota, Leotiomycetes, Helotiales, Mollisiaceae. The transcript has 3 exons. Gene Ontology annotation, cellular component: mitochondrion.
AUGGGUGCUUCUGCUGUGGCUGCAGGGGCGGUUGCGAGGUGGCAGGGUAAGGAGAAGAGUGGGAAGUUGAGGGAUUAUUCGAAUCCGCAGAAGUUCGUCCAACCGAAGUAUGCGAGCAUCAGAGAUAUGGAAGCCGCCAUACAAGAAAUCCGUCAAGCAACUGGCGACGAAGAUACCAUCUCUACCGACUCUGAGGACCUGCACAGACAUGGUUACUCAGAAUGGUCAUCCACCAAUAUCGAUGGCCUACCUGUGGCAGUCGCUUACCCGAAGACCACUGCUGAGGUAUCCCAAAUCGCCAAGAUUUGUUACAAGUACCGCGUUCCUAUCAUUCCAUUCUCUGGAGGUUCAUCUUUAGAAGGGAACUUCUCGGCUCCAUUCGGAGGUGUCAGCGUCGACUUUGCGUUCAUGGAUCAGAUCCUGCAGCUGCAUCAAGAAGAUAUGGAUAUCGUGGUUCAGCCAAGUGUCAGCUGGAUGGAGCUGAAUGAUGAGCUGGCGAAAAGACAGACUGGAUUGUUCUUCCCUGUAGAUCCCGGACCAAGUGCGAAGAUUGGAGGAAUGGUCGGUACGAACUGUUCGGGCACGAAUGCAGUGCGAUAUGGAACUAUGAAGGAUUGGGUUAUCAAUCUGACAGUCGUACUCGCAGAUGGAACGGUCAUCAAGACGAAGCGGAGGCCCAGAAAAACGUCUGCGGGAUACAACCUCAACUCUCUGUUUGUUGGCUCAGAAGGAACGCUGGGGUUGGUGACGGAAAUCACUCUCAAGCUGGCUGUUGUUCCACAAGAGUUCUCUGUGGCUGUUGUCACGUUCCCUUCGAUUCGAGAUGCUGCUGCAGCUGCUGCAAGUGUCAUGAGGGCUGGAGUUCAAGUGGCCGCUAUGGAAAUCAUGGAUGAGGUGCAGAUGAAAGUUGUCAACUUAUCCGGAUCAACUGCGCCUCGGAAAUGGAAAGAGCUUCCAACACUAUUCUUCAAGUUCAGCGGGACUAAGGCCGGGGUCAAGGAGAAUAUUGCGAUGGUUUCAGCUAUUGCGAAAGCUCAUCGAGGAGGCGAGUUCGAGUUCGCUAAAGACGCAAAGGAGCAGAAGCUUCUUUGGUCUGCGAGAAAAGAAAGCUUGUGGUCUAUGCUCGCAAUGAGAAAAGAAGGCAGCGAGGUAUGGUCUACAGAUGUGGCAGUACCAUUCUCCCGAUUGGCAGAUAUCAUUGAGAUCAGCAAGAAAGAAAUGGACGACUUGGGCCUGUUCGCCAGUGUUCUAGGCCAUAUUGGAGAUGGGAAUUUCCACGAGAGCAUCCUAUACGACAAGACUGUGCCAGGAGAAAGAGAGAAGGUAGAACAGUGCGUGAAAAAUAUGGUUGCCAGAGCACUGGAAAUGGAGGGGACUUGCACGGGCGAACACGGUAUUGGCAUAGGCAAAAAAGAAGCUUUGCUGAUGGAGGUUGGAAUUGAUACACUAGGUGUGAUGAAGAGCAUCAAACAGGCCCUCGAUCCACACUGGAUCAUGAAUCCUGGCAAGAUCAUGGAUGUACCGAUCUAG